Messenger RNA from Corylus avellana, 1259 nucleotides. RefSeq lists its product as uncharacterized. Lineage: Eukaryota; Viridiplantae; Streptophyta; Magnoliopsida; Fagales; Betulaceae. The record is from RefSeq and is a predicted model, not a curated record.
CCCCAAGAAGUCAAACAUUUGAUGCCAAGAUCCAUGUGGGAAGCUUCUAUAGGAUUUUGCCAUUUCAAACCUUUAAUUUGACUAAAGCUUGCUUGGAUCUGGUCUUCCAAGCAAACCCUUUGGAAUAUAUAAGUCCUUGAGACUCUCUCCCUCUUUUCUGUCCUUGAAUGAACUCCAAAAUUCCUCAGAACCUCCCAAAACCCUGUUUCAGAUGCUGAGUAGUUUGAUCUGCGGCGCCGGAAGCUUCCAUCAGGAAGAAGAAGAAGAGAUAUGGAUCGACAGCCCAUAUUCAUCACCAAGAAAAUCAAGAAAAAAGAGCCAUGGCAGCAAAAGCAGCAAGAACCCAUAUUCCACUCGCGGGCUUGACAAGUUUUCUGCACUUUUAGCUGAUCUUGAGGAGAAGAGGCAGAAGAUUUACUUGCAAGCCGACUCCCAAGACAUCUCCUUCGUGCGAUUUGUGCACUCCAGCUCCAACGAUUGGAAACCAAUUGUUGUAAAAUCCAAGGAUAAAAAAGAAGCCAGAACAAAGAAGGACCCAUCAGCCGAUUUGAAAGAAGUCAAGCAGCAGCAGCUGCCGCAGCCGCAGCCGCAGCCGCAGCCGCAGCAGCCGCGGCCAAUAAUGGAAGAAGCAAACGAGAAGGCUAAGAUGAGCGGCCUGUGGUGGAAUAUGGAGAUGGGAAAAUGGAGGCGGCCGUCGUAUUAUCUGCCGGUGGCCGUAAUCUUCAUUUUGCUGCUCCUGCUUGUUUUCGGGCGAUCUUUUGCAAUACUCUGCACCUCCCUCGGGUGGUACGUAGUUCCCAAUUUGAAGGAGAGCGAAAAUACAAGAAAAUCGACAAAGAAGAAGGAAUAUGUACGAGGAUUGAGCGAGAAUAAAAUGGUGAUGAUCAGCGCGCAUACGAAGGAAUAUACCAGGAGCAAGUCGGGUGACGUGGAAGGAAAGUCAACGCGACCCCGCGGCCAUCAGAAAAGCUGGUGAAGAUCAUUUAUGAACGAUGAUCUUUCUCUCUUUUUUUUCCGAGGGGAUUAGAAAAUUUAGCGUAUUAGGAUCAUGUGGGUUGGUGUUGAAUCGAUCUGUUGAUCAUAGAUGUAAAUUAUUUUUUUGUUUUUUUGUUUUUCGCAUGUUGUUUAAUUUGACAUGUUCAAGAAAUGUAUAUUAUCUUAUUAAUUACUAGGACAGACUACAAUCCAUGUUGUGUACGAGUUCGUUUGAUUAAUGAAAAAUUAAUCGUGAGCCUGUGAUUAUGGAAUCUUAUCAUCUC